Messenger RNA from Laccaria bicolor S238N-H82, 411 nucleotides. RefSeq lists its product as uncharacterized. Bases 1 to 411 code for a protein of 136 amino acids. The transcript has a single exon. The record is from RefSeq and is a predicted model, not a curated record. NCBI's taxonomy places the organism in Eukaryota, Fungi, Basidiomycota, Agaricomycetes, Agaricales, Hydnangiaceae.
AUGUACACCUCCCUCUUCAACUCUGAAUCUUUCCUCACCACUACCCUCUUCAUUGAACGCCUCAUUCAAGAAGAGAAACACAUCUACGCCCUCAUCGACACCUGCCAGAACGACUCCACCCUCUCCCUCCACCUCCACCUCAUCUUAGAAGCUGUUGCCACCGAGAAGCAUCUUGAAGGCAAACUUGGAUACAAAGACGAAAAUGUCCUUAGUCUCCACACUAUGGUAAUCACUGCCAUCGCCGCUGCCAUCCGACAUGGCAUCCUAAACACUAUCAGAGACUGUGACAAGCUCCCUGCUGUCCCCGACUAUAUCCCAAGCCAUUUCGCAGGACAAGGGAUUAUACAGUAUUUCAAAAAGUUUGAUGCCGAAAUACACACCUAUGGGAAAAAGUUCCUGACUUCCCCUUGA